Messenger RNA from Glarea lozoyensis ATCC 20868, 4029 nucleotides. RefSeq lists its product as uncharacterized. Gene Ontology annotation, biological process: siRNA processing. Gene Ontology annotation, molecular function: RNA-directed RNA polymerase activity. Gene Ontology annotation, cellular component: nuclear RNA-directed RNA polymerase complex. The transcript has 2 exons. Lineage: Eukaryota; Fungi; Ascomycota; Leotiomycetes; Helotiales; Helotiaceae. The record is from RefSeq and is a predicted model, not a curated record. The coding region runs from base 1 to 4029 and encodes 1342 amino acids.
AUGGCACCGGAAGUAGCUUUACCGGUCCCCCAAACUCCCAGUAGGAAGAAAACUUCUGGUGAGGUCAAUGCAAUCAAGUUGUUGGUUGAGAUGCUUGUCAUGGACUUGGAAAACAAAUGGGGGUUGGGGCUACAGCUUCUUGAUGGGUCGCCUAAUAAAAGGCAACAGAACGGAGCGAGUGAAACCAAAGAGUGGCAGGUGGUUCAUAUGAUCCAAGUUCUAGGCUGGCGGAGUCUACAAAUAGAGCCUCUGCGAGAGUUUGAACAAAAAGCCGUGGAACUCUACACAGGCUGGAAGAGCAAGCCAAAGGCGGAGCGAGGUGUUGUACCCGAACGAACUCGUAACAUCAAAUACUCUCUUUCAACAAACGAAAAGAGGCAAAUAUUGGAUCUAUUGCACGAUACUCUCAAGCCUCCAUUUCGCGAGCUUGAGUCGACCAACAGAAAUCGCACGCUGGAUAGAUCGGGAAGCUGUCUCUCACCCACAAGCCGCAUCCAGCAAAUAAAGAGUCCUCUUAUCGACGAUAGCCCUCUUAAGAUAUCGCUUCCUACCCCAAAACCAGAUCCCAAGCGGCCUCGAGAAGAACUAUUUUCAGACGUGGACCCUCGACACAAGAAAAUCAAAACCCCUGGCCUGAGACCCGUGCCUCUCCCCGAGAGCCCCUCGAUCGCAAUGCCUCCGCCAACGGAAAGAGCAAGACCAAGCUUACAAGAGUCUCGGAGCUGGAGAAGCGAAACUACAAGUAUGAGCGAGUCUAUCUUCUCAAGAUCGAACCACUCUUUCGAUAGGAGUGGUGGGCAAAGCACCCAGGAAACUGUACCUGACCAUGAUCAUGAGGACUUGCUUGAUAGAACUCAGCCUAACAUACCGGCUUCAGAAGCACAUUUCAAAGCUCCGAACAACACCGCGCCAAGCUCCGACUACGAUGCUGGUAGUGUUUUUGAAGGGAGUAGCUUCGAGGAGGUCUUCAAGCAAAGCACAGAUGUAAAUGGUCUAUUGCGGGGUGUUGCACUUGACCCGGGACGAGUUGACGACUCUUUGUCUCAAGAGCUUCUGAAUGUCGGGAUUGAGAAUAAGAGGAACAUGCUGACAGUUGAAGAUGUGUUACAAAAUCGCCUUGACGCCGUCUUCCCACAGCUGCCUCCUUCACUCGACGUGGACUCUGUGAAAUUGUAUGUUAUAUACGAGAUUACAAGAGUGUUCGUUUAUGUUGGCGCCUCGAUGGCUAGUGUGAAUUUCCCUCAAACGGCCGAUUUUGAUGACUACGAUAAGUUGUGGAAUUUCCUUCAGAACCUUCCUGAGCUGAAGGGAAAGAACUUUCCCCCGAAAAGCGAAAGAGCAGCAUGGGAAGCUGCGAAAACCGACUUUACUUCCAGAGGAACGGGAUUAGAGCUUGGCGUCGUAUUUUCUGGUAGCCUAACAUAUGAGAUGUCUGAAGGCACGAACCCCUUGUUCCAAUUCCAGCUAAAACCAUUGACACUGGACAAGAAGCACCGGCUCUCCAGGAGACUAGGUGAGGAUCGCUUCAUACAGAUCGACAUGCCUCAUCUACAUGGCGAUUUUCUGCCCAAAAGCCUUCAGAGCGACAGCGGCCAUGCUGCUCUCCUAAAGUGGUUAGUGGAGCGUAGACAUUGGCUCUUCGGAAGGACAUGGAGACCUUUCCACUCUAAGCAAAAAGACCGAAAGGACAAGAAGGAGAAGAAAAAUCACAAAGUAUCGGAUCCAGCUCAUUGUGUCUACUUUUUUGCGGUCGAUGGUCGUGGCCUCUACAACACUGGGUCUUCCAUUUCACUCAACAAUGAACGGCCGCAGGAGAGACACACUGCUAUUGAGGUAGACGCUUUGCUCAACAUGGUUAGAUUAACACGAAAGAACAAGCAUCAACCAUAUCUAAAGUUAUUUUCGAGGACUUCUCUAGCUGUAUCCCGCAAUAACGCCACAGUGAUAUUGGAAAGAAAGGAAAUUCGAUAUAAGCCGGACAUCAUAUUCAAUGACGAAGUGAUGACAGAUGGCGCUGGUCGAAUGUCGUUUGCGCUCGCACAGAAAGUGACCAUGAUGCUCAACUUGCCGUACCCAGCAAGUGGCUUCCAAGGACGAAUCGGAGAAGCGAAAGGAUUUUGGAGUGUAGACCAUAGCGAUCGAACCGGCGAGCUUUGGAUCGAAGUCUACGAGUCUCAAUGCAAAUGGAAUCGAAGUAAGAGUAGAGAUGAGAACGCCGUCGAUUUUCAUUCCGCCAAUCGUACGCUGGAGGUUCUCAAGCCAUCCGGGCCGCUCAGAUCUGCCGACUUAAACUUGCAGUUCAUGCCGCUUCUUAUUGAAAGGGCGCUCGAUAAGCCACUUAUGAGGUACUCAUUACGAGCGUUGCUGAUAAUCGGGUUACAAAAAGAAUUAGACUAUUUGCAAGCUUCACUUGAGGACGCGCCUUCGCUGCUCAGAUGGGUGAACGAACAAUACUCUAGCAUCUCAGAAAGACUAAGGCAUGGCGAAGUUCUCUUCGAUGGGGGCAUGCCAAUGACAUUGCACGAAAGGUUGAUCAUGUUGUUAGAUGCUGGGUUCGAGCCAAAGAAACUCCAGCUCGUCACAGAUCUAAGCAAAGAUUUGUUUAAGAGAAAGUGCGAUGAGUUAAAACAACGGCUAAAUAUUACUGUCGGUAAAUCGACCUAUGUUUACAUGGUUCCUGACUUCUGGGGGGUCUUAGAGCCUGAUGAAGUCUACAUGGACUUUUCAAGCUUCGUUGAUGAUGUAUCGGGUCAGUCAGGUGUUCUUCUACACAGGCAGGAUGUCCUAGUGGCCAGGUCUCCCGCUCAUUUUGUAAGCGACAUUCAAAAAGUAAAGGCGGUCGCGAAGGUUGAGUUGAUUGGAUUGAAAGACGUUAUCGUAUUUUCAACUAAAGGCAAUCCAUCUCUUGCCGCAAAGCUUUCCGGUGGUGACUACGACGGUGAUCUUGCGUGGUUAUGUUGGGAGCCUUCGAUCGUGAACAACUUUGUCGAUGCCGAAGUUCCCGAUGUACCUGAUUUCGUCCAACAGGGUUUUGUCCGUCAGGAUAAAACUACGUAUGAGGAACUGGUCAAAAAUCAGGAGCACCCAGUUUCACACUUCCUGAAGUGUUCACUGAGCUUCAAUAUGAAGCAAAGCAUGCUUGGAAUCUGUACGGCCUGGAAGGAGACGUACUGUUAUAACCAAGGCACUGUCGCUAGCAAAGAGGCAACGACGUUAAGCGCACUCCUAAGUCUGCUCGUUGACCAAGCUAAACAAGGCUAUUCGUUCGACGCAGAGGACUGGAACCGCCUUAGGAAGUCUCUUACAGAGGGAAAGAACGUGACGACUUUCAUCCCCGAAUACAAAAAGCUGAAGCCGGAAUUCAAAAAAGACGCGAAGCACAUCAUUGACUUCCUCAUGUAUGAAGCGCACCUUAAAGUGGACAAUUCACUCACAGCUUUUCAAGCAGCAAUACCACAAAACAUUCCCCAAUGGGACGCUGACCUCUCAUCACUUUAUAAUUGGGCCGCGGAGGCAGCAAAGGUAACUAACGAAUGGGAUGGGAUUCUCAAAGAUCUAACAAAAGAUCUCGAGGCUCUCAAACUGUCAUGGUCCAAAGAAUUCACGAAAGGAAAGGCGUCAGAGAACCCUGAUGACGCUGUGGACUUUAAGGCUACACUUUUCGAACACUUCGAAAUGUAUCAGAGAAUACAGCCUAAAACGAUAACAACUCUUACACACCUCCUGCUCUGCGAUUAUGCUUCACCGGAAUACACGCAUUGGUCAUUGCUCAAAGCCUCGACGCUCUUUUCAUCGUUCCACAAGUCUAAUGUCAAGCCGGUUGUCUGGUUUAUGGCAGGCAGGCAAUUGGUUCAUUUGAAAUCACUCAAGGUCUCUCCAAGCGGUCCUCACGCCAUUGUUCCCCAUAUGUACGUGUGCUACAAGCCCAACAGCUCGUUCAUCAGACAGCGUCAACGUCGUGACGUCGAAUACAUCGAAAAUGUUGGUGUCAGAUCUGUUGAUGAGGUUGAUGCAACUCAAGAAGAUUAG